AUGCCCAUCAUCAGACUGCUCGAUUUUUACUUUUGUCUCUGGGAUAGCUAUGUCGAACUCCAAGAGUCCAACGAGUGGUUAGAGGUCGAGAACGAUCUUCUCGUUCAGCGCUGUAAUGAGCAAGCCUUAAUGAUGUGGAGCCGCGAGCGGGUGCUACGUGAACUUCACGCUGGCAUCGCUGUAAUCCUGAAAGCGAGCGGUGAAACGGCUUUCCCUACCGAUAUAAUCAUAGAAUCCGACUUCGAUCUCGACCUCUACGCGAUCUGGCGUGAGUCUUCUGGUAUACUGACACCGCCUCCUUGUCUAGCCGCGGACUAUAAGGACUAUGGCUUGGGCUAUCCCCCCGAAUCUAUGAAAAAUCAUAGUCCGCCACCUCUCCUGAUUGAAUGCCUCUUUCACUUUGGACUCGACGAUGCGCCCGGCUUCAACUAG
Molecule: messenger RNA, 432 nt
Organism: Penicillium longicatenatum
Lineage: Eukaryota; Fungi; Ascomycota; Eurotiomycetes; Eurotiales; Aspergillaceae
Exons: 3
Coding region: 1-432 (143 amino acids)
Source: RefSeq, a predicted model, not a curated record